CAGACGGGCCGAAGACGGUGACCACAUGCUCUUCGAAUUCGCAUCUGCUGUGGUACGAAGUUGGUUUACCUAAGCAUGGAGCACCCGCGCAGCAGGCCGUGGACACGGUGCGUUGCCUCGCUUGCUCGAGCAAUGAACGCAUAGGAACGGAGGUUCAUAAAUACGGGGCCUUCCGCAGCCUUUGUAUGCCAUCCAUCAAGCUAUUUGCAUACGUCUUUUUGUGACAUCAACUCUCGCUUCCAUCCUCUCAUCAUCGGACGCUGCGCUGAUCGAAUCUGUCUUCGGUCCACUCGUUUUCAUUUCAACCUCCCAACCGCGCUCUCGGUCACGAGAAAAGCUUAAACCUGGUCAACGCGCUGGAUCGUUCGGCUGUUAUCAACUGGUCAUCUACAAGUAGCGAGGCCAUUGCCGUUUAUAAGAAGAUCCACCCGCACAUCGCCAUCAAUCAGCAUCUCAUGCCAGCCAUGCCAGCCAUGUCACCCACUCGUCGCACUGCUAUCGCUUGCACUGCUUGUCGCACUCGCAAAAUCCGUUGCGUCCCUUCUCCAACUGAUCCCGCUCGCUGCAAUCGUUGCACCCAGCUCGGCAUUGCCUGUGUCGUCAAGCUCGCUGAGGGUGGUGCUGUUGAGAGACGCUUGAAGGAGGUUCAGCAUGUGAUCAAGUUGGAAGGAUGUUGUUGUCGUUGUCAUGAGGUCUCUGAGCCUCCUCCAAUGUUGAGUGAACACUCCUCCGAGGAAGCUGCUUGUGAGGAGCAGGAACAUGAGUCCACAACUCCUCAAUACACGCCUCCGCAAGCGCAAUACUCUCCCACCAACACUCACUACUCGCCGGAGCAAUCGCAACACUCCUCGGUCCCCUACACUCCUGGUCCCGUCUACGAACCGGCAAGUCAGUUAUCGCCUGGACCUGUUCGUCGCCGACCUCAACCUCUCGAGCUGGACUACUCGCCCAUCCCCAUGUCCUCCCACCAACAACCGCACCCUUCGCCUCUCUAUCCCCCCGUGUACACAGGUCCUUCCAUGCCUCCUACUGGUACGUUCUCCCAUGGAAAUUACGACUAUGGAAUGGCACCGACUCAACAGAACCAACUGCAGCCAGUCGGGGAGAUCUAUUCGUCGUGGGAUGGAUUGAACAGCACUCACGGGUGCCACGCUCCCGUCCUCAACUCUCACCAAACUGGCCUCACGGAUCCGUCUCAAGCAUCAUGGCCGCCGAGUCCGCCCAACUCUCUUCCUCCUUCACCGACCGAGGUCGCCAUGAGAAUUUCACAAAGGCCGAGCCUUGGUCACCGAGCUAUGAGCGUCGUUGAUACCGGGUACCCUUCUCUACGUCCUCCUUUCACUUUCUCAAGGAGGGCAACGUACCACCCCGAAGGUGGUGCCGGGUUACAAAUGAUGUGCCAUAACGAGAUGGCUCCUUUUGAUAGGGCUGCGUAUGAUAUUGUUGCUAGCGGUCAUGGUGUCGGAUUUCCUGCGAGUUUUUAGGAUAGCAUUUACUGGGUAUGGAGCACUUAGCAAACUUCUUGGGUGUGCUGGGGAGGUUUACGUAUUGAUAGACAGGAUGUCUUCCCCCUUUGAGUGAGCUGGUUGGAGCGAACCAAAAUGUAUGCUACUUUUUGCAGUUGUGUAUCGGACUUUAAUGGAAGCACUGUCGUUCACGCC
Molecule: messenger RNA, 1661 nt
Organism: Saitoella complicata NRRL Y-17804
Lineage: Eukaryota; Fungi; Ascomycota; Saitoellomycetes; Saitoellales; Saitoellaceae
Exons: 1
Coding region: 456-1484 (342 amino acids)
Biological process (GO): regulation of DNA-templated transcription
Molecular function (GO): DNA-binding transcription factor activity, RNA polymerase II-specific; zinc ion binding
Source: RefSeq, a predicted model, not a curated record